AACUGCUGCUAAGCUGAUAACAGAGCCAUAGUCCCGAUAGCUCUCCACGAUAUUCAGCUCAGACUCCUUAAACUACUUUACUCAUAUAUUUACGCUGUUUCCCUCUUACCUACCCGUAUUCAGGCUCGGCCUUCCUGCGCUCGGUCUGAUUGGUGAACUGCUGGAGAGUGAAGGGGCUCUAAGCCAAUCAUUGCGCAGGAGGCGGGAGUUCUCUCGAAUACGGGCGGACAGAAAAACUAAGUAGUCGUAAAUUAACGGACCAGGCUGACGCCUGAGAGAGAGAGAGAGAGGAAAACCGACUUCUCUCAGCAGAAGACCAUCCAGUGUGAUUUUACUGAGCUGGGUGAUGGGGGCGCCUCCGGUGGUCUGUGUGGUCUUUCUCAGUGGAGUGUUUGUCUCUGCUCUCGGAGGAGAUAAACACUCUCUGUACUACAUUUACACCGUGCUCUCCAAAGAUGUCGCUCUACCAGGGAUCUAUGAGUUCACAGCACUCGGUCUGCUCGAUGACCGGGCCAUCGACUACUACAACAGUCAGGAACAGGUCAAGGUUCCUAAGCAGGACUGGAUGAAGGAGAAGAUGCAGCCAGAUUACUGGGACAAAGGCACCCAGUCUCGCAAGAGCAAAGAGCAGUGGUUCAAGGUCAAUGUGGAAAUCCUGAUGCAGCGAAUGAGACACAAUGAGACCGACCUUCACGUUCUUCAGUGGAGACAUGGCUGUGAGAUCGAUGAAGCAGAUGGAAAACCCACAUUUCUGAGAGGCAUUGUUGAGUACAGCUAUGAUGGCGAUGAGUUCCUCUCUUUUGAUGAUGAUAACAUGCGGUGGAUCGCUCCAGUUGCACAAGCUUUGCCAACCAAAAGGAAAUGGGAUGAUGUUCCCAUCCUGAACCAGUACAUCAAGGGUUACCUGGAGAGAGAAUGUGUGGACUGGCUCACCAAAUUCAUGCAGUACGGAAAAGAAUCACUGAGAAAUCACUCCAAACCAGAUGUUCAUGCACUUGCAAAGAAAUCUACAACUAACUCAGGCAGACUGAUCCUGACCUGCCUGGCCACAGGCUUGUACCCCAAAGACGUGAAGCUGAAUGUGAGGAAGUUCCAGACUUCACUGCCUGAACAUCUACUAAGAUCUUCAGGAGUCAGACCCAAUGGUGAUGGAACCUACCAGCUGAGAAAGAGUGUGGAGAUCCAGGAGGACAACACAGCAGAUUAUGACUGUUAUGUGACCCACAGCACCUUUGAAGAACCAAUAAUUACAACAUGGGACAUAAAGUGCAGUGAAUGCUGGAGCUCAAGUUCAGGACUAGUUGGAGGAGCAAUUAGUGGAGUGGUGGUGAUUCUGGGUGGGAUCAUCUUUGUCCUUAUCAACAUGUGGAUUACUGGUGCUGAAAAUGUUGAAACUGUGGUGUAUUAUGAGCAAGCCGGUCAAAAAGGGAACUCUAGGAAUUGAAUUCCACUGUAACUGAACUCCAGGAUUGUGCACCUGACUUUCUCACAGCACAGACUCUUUAUCUUACAUUUGUUAAGUCUGUGCUUUUACAUCAUUGUUAUGUUAAAGCUUGACUAUGUAAGAUUUGGGGAUGUGGAGACCUCUCUGGUGGAAAUGUGUAAUUGCACGCAGCUUGUAAUGUGGAUUGGCUUUGGACCCCUUCCCCAGCUGGAUUAAUCUGAUGACUGAGAGGAGAGUUUAAAGAGAACUCAGUCAAAAUUUGUUGAAGGUAACAUCUUGUGAGGAUGUGAGAGAAUUAUCCACUAUUGUGAUCAUUUGAUCAUCAGUUUAACGUUGGUUUUAAGGUCAUUUGAGGCCUAAACAUCAAGCCGGAUCUUCUUUUUGACCCUGUGCAUGUGAUGUUAAUAUGUAAAGAUGUAAGAUGUGGUGUGAAAAACUCCUGACCUCACACCUCUGACUUUUAUAUGAUUAUUUCAGGCUUUACAGAGCAACUCACAACAGUGCACACUCACCGUAUUUUAGCAUAAUU
Molecule: messenger RNA, 1973 nt
Organism: Pygocentrus nattereri (red-bellied piranha)
Lineage: Eukaryota; Metazoa; Chordata; Actinopteri; Characiformes; Serrasalmidae
Product: H-2 class I histocompatibility antigen, Q10 alpha chain-like
Exons: 7
Coding region: 347-1444 (365 amino acids)
Biological process (GO): immune response
Cellular component (GO): external side of plasma membrane
Source: RefSeq, a predicted model, not a curated record